Prorocentrum cordatum is the source of this 3729-nucleotide messenger RNA. The record is from the annotation of a GenBank genome assembly. NCBI's taxonomy places the organism in Eukaryota, Dinophyceae, Prorocentrales, Prorocentraceae.
AUGGCGUCGGGCUCGCUGUCGCACGCCAAGGGGCGCGAGGGCAAGUCGAUCGAGCAGAUCUACCAGAAGAAGACCCAACUGGAGCACAUUCUGCUGAGGCCGGACACAUACGUCGGCUCGGUAGAGGCGCAGUCUCAGGAGCUCUGGGUCUUCGACUCUGUCCAGAGCCGCAUGGUGUACAGAAAGAUUUCUUACGUCCCUGCGAUGUACAAGAUCUUCGACGAGAUCCUCGUGAACGCGGCCGACAAUUAUAUGCGCGACCCCCUCAACAUGGACGCAAUCAAGGUGGACAUCGACCAGGCAGCAGGCACCAUUGCAGUGUGGAACAACGGCAAGGGUUUGCCCGUGGUUAUGCACAAGGAACAGAAGGUGUAUGUGCCCGAGAUGGUGUUCGGCAUGCUCCUAACAAGUGACAAUUACCAGGACUCAGAUUGCAAAGUGGUUGGCGGUCGCAAUGGUUAUGGCGCCAAACUAGCCAACGUCUUCUCCACCAUGUUCGAGGUGGAAACAUCUGACGGGCAGAACAGGUACACGCAGACUUGGCAUAGCAACAUGGGCAAGAAGGGCACGCCGAAGAUAGUCAAGUGCAAGGAGAAGUCAUACACCAAAGUGACCUUCAAACCAGACCUUGCCAAGUUCGGGAUGACAGCGCUGGAUGACGACACCGUGAGCCUGCUCACCAAGCGUGUCUACGACAUCGCGGGCUCCACGAAUGAGAAGUGCACGGUGACCCUGAAUGGGGAGAAGCUCGACAUCAGGCAUUUUCGUGACUAUACCGACCUUUACUUGCUCACUCGGCAAGGCGUGCCGCAUGUCUUCGAGAGGUGUUCGGACAGGUGGGAGGUAUGUUUUUCCCUCACUGAAAGCGGGUUCAAUCAGGUGAGCUUUAACGGGGGUCGGCGUAUUUGCACGAUUCGCGGUGGCACCCACGUGACGCACGUGGCGGACCAGAUAGUGGAGGCUAUCAUAGAGAAGGUGAAGCAGCAGAGCAAGGACAAGGUGAAGGGCGGCUUGGACAUCAAGCCCAACCACGUGAAGAACCACAUGUGGAUCUUCGUCAGGUCCUUGAUCGAGAACCCAGCGUUCGACUCUCAGACGAAGGAGACGCUGAUGACCAAGGUGUCCAAGUUCGGCUCGAAGUGCGAGCUCUCCGACAAGUUCCUGGAAGAGGUCGCAAACUGUGGGGUGGUGGACAUGAUCCUGAUGGCCGCCAUGGCGAAGACAAAAAUGGCUCUCGGCAAGCAGCUCAAGGCCAACACGGGCAAGGUUCUGAGGCUCACCGACAUCCCGAAGCUCGAAGACGCCAACGACGCGGGCGGGAAGAAUUCGGCCGAGUGCACCCUCAUCCUGACGGAGGGCGACUCUGCGAAGGCUCUCGCUGUCGCCGGGCUCAGCGUCAUCGGGCGGGACAAGUACGGCGUUUUCCCGCUGCGCGGGAAGCUGCUGAACGUGCGUGACGCAACGCUGAAGCAGAUGAUGGACAACGAGGAGAUCCAGAACAUCAUUAAGAUUGUCGGGCUCGACUUCAACCGCGAGUACGAUGCCGAGCUCAAAGGCCUGCGGUACGGCUCCAUCAUGAUCAUGGCCGACCAGGAUCACGACGGCUCGCACAUCAAGGGCCUGCUCAUAAAUCUUGUCCACGCCUGGUGGCCUUCCCUGGCAAAGCUUCCCGGGUUCCUGAAGGAAUUCUUCACGCCGAUCGUCAAGGUGAAGAAGGGCAAGGAGACUAAGAGCUUCUACACCAUCCCUGAGUACGAGGCCUGGAAGCAAAGCACCGAGAAUGGCAAGGGCUACAACAUCAAAUACUACAAGGGUCUGGGUACCAGCAAUGCAAAGGAGGCUAAAGAGUAUUUCAGCCAGCUCGAGACCCACAAGAUGAGCUACACGUAUGGCGAUCAGAACGACGAUAAGGCAAUCGACAUGGCGUUCAACAAGAAGCGUGCUGACGACAGGAAGGAGUGGAUCAACUCCUACAAAGAGGGCGAUCUUGUAGACCAUACCAAGUCUGAGGUCAGCUAUACGGAUUUUAUCAACAAAGAGCUGGUGCUGUUCUCCAAAGCGAAUGUCGUGCGAGCCAUUCCCUCCGUGGUCGACGGUUUCAAGCCGAGCCAGCGGAAGGUACUCUUCGGCUGCUUCAAACGCAAGCUGAAGAACGACGCCAAGGUCGCACAGCUUGUAGGCUACGUCUCUGAGCACGACUUCGUCGGCUCCAACAACGUCAACCUGCUGAUCCCGCAGGGGCAGUUCGGCACGCGCCUCCAGGGCGGCAAGGACGCGGCGUCGGCGCGCUACAUCUACACGCGCCUGGCGCCGUGGACGAGGACGAUAUUCAAAGAGGCGGACGACCCGGUGCUGAACUACCUCCAGGAGGACGGCCUCUCCAUAGAGCCGAGCUGGUACUGCCCAGUGCUGCCCAUGGUCCUCGUCAAUGGCGCGGACGGGAUCGGCACUGGUUGGGCCACCUGCGUGCCAAAUUUCAACCCGAUGGAUAUCAUCAACAACCUACGUCGGUGGAUAAAGGGCCAGAAGAUGGAGAGCAUGAAACCGUGGUAUGCGGGUUUCAAAGGAACAAUCGGCUCGCCGACCAGCGAGGGACGUUGCGAGGUCACCGGCACAGUCACCAUGACUGGCGACAAGAACGCCUCCAUCACGGAGCUGCCUGUGAGGAAGUGGACGCAGGAUUAUCGCGAGUUCUUAGAGGAGAACUUGCCCAGGGGCGAGAAGAAGAAAGACGGCGCGAAGCUGUUCGAGGACUUCUCCGAGUACCACACCGAGAAGACGAUCCACUUCGAUGUGGUGCUUGGGCCGCAGGGGUUGGAGAAGACCAAGCAGCCUCAGCUCGAGUCCAUGUUUAGAUUGAAGUCUUCUGUGCCGAUCUCCAACAUGGUGCUCUUCGACGCCGAGGGCAGGAUCAAGAAGUACGACGACCCUCUGGACAUCAUCUCAGACUUUGCCACGCUGCGCCUGUCCGUGUACGAAAAGAGGAAGGCGCAUCAGGUCGGCAAGCUCAUGCGCGAGAGUGAGAUACUGAGCGCAAAGGCCCGGUUCAUCAAGCUGGUGAUCACGGGGCAGCUGGUCAUCAAGAAGAGGAAGAUCAACGACCUCGUCCAGGACAUCCGGAGCCGCGGCUUUAAGCCAGUGAACGAGAUGAAGGGGCUGGCCUUGGGCAAGGAGGAAGCCAACGACGGCGAGGACGCAGAGGGUGACGACGAGGAUGCUGAGGAGGGCGCUGGCGACGGUAGCGACGAGGAGGCGGGCGAAGGCGGCACGAGCAGUAGCAGCGCCGCGCGCGCGGCGACGGCCAAAGGCAUCAAAGACUUCGAGUACUUGGUCGGAAUGCCGAUCUCGACGCUCACGGCCGAGAAAAUCGAGGAGCUCAUGAAGCAGCACGAGGCCAAGGUGUCGGAGCUGGAGGCGCUCAAGAAGAAGAAGCCGCCGCAGCUCUGGCUCGAGGACCUCGACGAGGUCGAGCGGGCGCUGGCCGAGAGGGACGCCGUCCGGGCAAAGGAGGACAAGCUGGAGCAGGCCCCGCCCUUGCCCCCCGAGCUGCGACAGGACUCUGGACCCAUGGACUUGUCAGGACUGGCUGAGGCCCUGGACUGUGAUUUCAGUGACAAUGUCUGGGAGCUGCUUUUGGCUUUCCUGGGGGCCUUUGCGUGGGCCUCCGGAGACCUCUGCGUGGGCCUCCGAGGACCUCUGCGGGGACCUCCCGAGAUCGACGGUCGAUGA